UUCAUCUCCCAUUGAUUCACAAUUUUACAGGGUGGAAAAAAAAAAAAAAUCCUCCAAAAUCACCGACGUAUGCGUAUGCACGCACGCAUAAAUCUGUGUCUCUUUUGGAGAAAUUAGUUUAUAGUUAAAAAAUGGCGAGUGGAAGAGUAGAUCUGGACGGAAAUCCCAUAAAGCCUAUUACUAUUUGCAUGAUUGGUGCCGGCGGCUUCAUCGGCUCGCACCUUUGUGAGAAGCUCAUGAACGAGACGCCACACAGGGUGCUUGCUGUUGACGUGUAUAAUGAUAAGAUCAAGCAAUUGCUGGAGCCUUCUGGCUCGGGUGAGCUCUCUUGGGCCGAUCGCAUCCAGUUCCACCGACUCAAUAUCAAGAACGAUUCUCGCCUCGAAGGUCUAAUCAAGAUGGCAGAUCUUACAAUAAAUCUUGCGGCGAUCUGCACUCCAGCGGAUUAUAACACACGUCCUCUGGAUACAAUCUACAGCAAUUUCAUUGAUGCUCUCCCAGUGGUGAAGUACUGUUCGGAAAAUAGCAAGCGUCUUAUACACUUCUCCACUUGCGAAGUGUAUGGGAAAACAAUUGGUUGCUUCUUGCCGAAAGAUAGUCCAUUGCGCCAGGAUCCUGCAUAUUAUGUACUUAAGGAAGAUGACUCUCCUUGCAUUUUUGGUCCAAUUGAGAAGCAGAGAUGGUCAUACGCAUGUGCAAAGCAAUUGAUUGAAAGACUGAUUUAUGCUGAGGGUGCUGAGAAUGGUCUUGAGUUUACCAUAGUAAGGCCUUUCAACUGGAUUGGUCCCAGAAUGGAUUUCAUACCCGGAAUUGAUGGUCCCAGUGAAGGCGUUCCAAGAGUUCUUGCCUGCUUUAGCAAUAAUCUCCUACGCCGCGAACCACUCAAGCUUGUAGAUGGUGGCCAAUCACAGAGAACCUUUAUCUAUAUAAAGGAUGCUAUUGAAGCUGUUCUAUUGAUGAUUGAAAAUCCAGCCAGGGCUAAUUGUCAAAUAUUCAACGUGGGAAACCCUAACAAUGAAGUUACAGUGAGGCAGCUUGCUGAAAUGAUGACACAGGUUUACUCAAAGGUUAGUGGAGAAUCAUCAAUAGAAACGCCUACAGUCGAUGUUAGCUCCAAAGAGUUUUACGGUGAAGGAUAUGAUGAUAGUGACAAGAGAAUCCCAGACAUGACUAUAAUCAACAGACAACUUGGAUGGAAUCCAAAGACAUCUCUUUGGGACUUGCUCGAGUCGACUCUUACUUACCAACACAGAACAUAUGCGGAGGCUAUCAAGAAGGCUAUUUCAAAGCCCGUUGCAAGUUAGCAAAAAAUAAAAAAAUGAAAAAUGCUUCGUUUUCUUAGUAUGAUGUGCAAUUGGUGCGCCUUUAAAUUCUGUAUUGUAUGGUUCCUUCUUGUAUACGCGGUAUCACUUUUUGUCUUUUAUCACUACUAGUUCACAGCUUGCGGUUGUGGGGGAUCUUGUGUCUAAUAUAUUUCACUGAGCGGUACUCCAUUUGGGGUUACUUUGUUGUAUUUUACAAGGAAAGACAGCCUAGAUAAAUAGAGUUUGUUGAAAGAUCAUCAAAACGAUAGAUAAAUAUACAAAACUGUGAGCUAAAAGAACUGAAAAGAAUGUUGUAUUCUUUAGCCACCCAUUAUAAUGAUGCCCUCGUUUAAAUUUCA
This is a messenger RNA of Olea europaea var. sylvestris, 1663 nucleotides long. Its product is annotated as UDP-D-apiose/UDP-D-xylose synthase 2. Gene Ontology annotation, molecular function: carboxy-lyase activity. Lineage: Eukaryota; Viridiplantae; Streptophyta; Magnoliopsida; Lamiales; Oleaceae. The record is from RefSeq and is a predicted model, not a curated record. The transcript has 9 exons. Bases 132 to 1304 code for a protein of 390 amino acids.